AUGAUUCUAGCUGAGAGUGUCAAUGAAGGCUGGAACAACUCCUUUCCUUUGACAGGAACGCGUCCACAGCCCGAAUUUUCUGUGGGUUUCAGAAGAGAGGCAUUUACCGACGAGCAGCUCGGCAAGCUUGCCCCAUUCAUUGGCAACUUUAUCUCCGGCGAUCAGUCGUACUUCAUGGCCACGUACUACAUGUACUUCCCGUUCCUUACUUAUGAGAGUAUGACGCUUGCGGUGAGAGCUACCGUGGAGCUCUUUAGACUCAUUGGUCGUGAGAUGGAACUUCAUCAGGAGAUUCUCGUCUUCUCAAUCUCGCAUGACCACAGAUCGGUGAGAAUCUAUGGACACUACCCAGCCAUUGAUGGGAAGGACACCAAGUAUUACCGCCAUCCAAUACACGAGUUCAGCUUCACAGCCCUGGAUGGAAAGGAGAAAUGGACGGCAUACAAGUUCACCAAGAACGUUUACGAGACCUGGAUUUCAGCGUUCCACAACUUUCCCAAAGUUUUGGGCUUUCAGAAGACCUUCAGCGCUAUGAUCUUUCGUGAUCGAGCCAGCCUGAUUCUCAAUCACAAGGAAACAGUCAGCAAAGUACUGGCGGCGGCGCAAGGGACUUCCACCCCCAACACCUCUUUCACCGGCCGAGGCGCGCCGAAGAGACCCAGGAAAAGGCUUGCUGAAGGACAGUAG
Molecule: messenger RNA, 687 nt
Organism: Endocarpon pusillum Z07020
Lineage: Eukaryota; Fungi; Ascomycota; Eurotiomycetes; Verrucariales; Verrucariaceae
Exons: 3
Coding region: 1-687 (228 amino acids)
Source: RefSeq, a predicted model, not a curated record